AACGGUCUUGCCGAAGAUUUGGCAUCAUUUCCGCUGGAGCAGUCACUGCUGUGUAUGCGACAAAUCAGAAAAUUCAUGGACGAGAAGCUACUUGGAUUAGAAGGAAGCAUACAGAGUUCCGAAGUGGACACAAAUAUUGCUUAA
Molecule: messenger RNA, 144 nt
Organism: Gongylonema pulchrum
Lineage: Eukaryota; Metazoa; Nematoda; Chromadorea; Rhabditida; Gongylonematidae
Source: the annotation of a GenBank genome assembly